Molecule: messenger RNA, 2280 nt
Organism: Anopheles funestus (African malaria mosquito)
Lineage: Eukaryota; Metazoa; Arthropoda; Insecta; Diptera; Culicidae
Product: transmembrane 7 superfamily member 3-like
Exons: 3
Coding region: 139-1965 (608 amino acids)
Source: RefSeq, a predicted model, not a curated record
UUCUCGAUUUAGCAAAGUUUGUUUGAGUUUUUUCCCAUUUGUGUUGCAUAAUAGGCCCGAUAAUUUUGUUUUGGCAGCAAUGAUGAAAUUGGCACCACUGCUGUCAGUUAGGCAGUACAGAAAUCAAAACAAUUCGUAAUGUGUACAGGCAGAACAACAAUGAUGUCCUGCUACGGUAGUCGAGUUUUCGUAUUGUUUAACUAUUUGUUUAUAGUUUUGACCUUUUGUGCAUCUAAUUCUAAUUCAAACAAUGUUUCCGGAGACACCACUGAAGUACCGAGUUUAGAAUUAGUACGAGAGGUCGUAGAGUUGACCGUUCCGGUAGCGCUAAAGCCAAACGAUAUCAACGAUUAUCGCGAAAUCGUCCUGCAGCCGUACUCGAACACGCGCGUUCACAUUGCAAACUAUGCGAAAAAUGCAGGCAAAACCAUCGGUUAUGCGCUGGUGCAACUUAAUGCCUUCGAGUAUAAUGUGACGCUCAGCUACAACAGUUCCAUCGUGGACGGAGGACAUCUUACGGGACAGAAUGUUGGUCUGCUAAUGUAUGGCGAUGGUGAUUUGUACGCGUUUAAUUUGAAUCCUCAUCAGGCGGUAUGGGUUUCGCUGGUACUCAUGCUGUACAACACAUCUGCACCGAUUCCGGGAGGUUGUAAUCUGGAGUUUCCUGUCGAAAUAUCACCCAUCCUUAAUUUGACACUCACGCCGGAAAUCAUCAUUGUCGACACACCGGCAGCAUCAGUAGCCAAACCGUUCCAAGGACCACCGAACGGGUGCGGCAAGGCACGAUUGGAAUAUGAAUCCUACUAUUACUCCAUGCCUGCGCACGAUUUUUCGCAACAAGCUUACUUCUCUGCCAUUCGUAAUAUGAUAAGCUAUGUAAAUGCGAAAAUGUCGGGUAAACAAAAUGUCCUGCACGAACCUUUUUUACCGAACCGGCAUAAGUACGGACGGCAGAAUGGACGCGGCAUGGUGUUCGUUACAGCAGUCAUUGAUCCCGUACAUCGUGGUUUUGCUUUGUACGUUCCAACACACACUUACUCGUGCAAACCGUUGCUAGAUGCAGCCGGAUGUUAUGGUCUAAACAUUCCACUACGUCUGUUUGCUAUUGUGCUGACGAUUAUAGCGGUGCUGGAAGUGAUAAUGGGUUGGUUACCACUUGUCGUUAAGUGUCCCGCAACGGUAGGUUGCUUAGGAAUGUUGGGAACGGUUGAAGCUUUAAAUAUGCUUGAUAAACCGUUAGCACAGGAAUGGAUCAUAAUAUGCCUGGUAGGAGGAGCGAUUGUAGGUGCCGUUUUUGGACUGCUGCUGGGUCUAUAUGCGCCAGCAGCGGGUAAGAUAUUCUGCUCGUUCCUGACUGGUUAUCUCAUCUGUCUGACGCUGUUUGGUAUGAUAAAUGGAAAUUUUUACUCCUUAGCGCAUGUUUCCUGGUACGUUGCGCUUGGUGGUAUAGUGAUUGGUGCCAUCCUGAAUGUCGCCCUACCCAUCAUACUGAUCACGCGCUCGGUAAUAUUCGGUACCAUCUUCAUUUUCUACGGAGUAAAUGCGAUCGUUGGUGCGCGGCUGGACUAUCCGUUGCGGCACCUCGUACGACGGCUGUACGUGGAAAACUAUGAACGUGUGUACUCCGAUCCAGCACUGGAUGAGAACGAUUUUGUUGCACUGGCGGCCUUUGCUAUCACGAUGACAGUGGCACUUUUCUUACGUUCCCGUUACCAAACGGAAGAGGUACAGAGUGAUUAUUCGCGCAUUGAAUUUCCCUGCCACAGAGGUCCUGCCAACGGUGAUGAUGAGGAUCGCAUUGAACGAAGUACGGUAAUUGCGGCAGAUGAUACGGCCGCGUAUCAGCGUUUUGUUAACGAACUGCCAGUCAUUACACGAUGGACGAAUGGUGAUGACGAUGUGUUUGAAUCUCCCGAAAGUAACUCCCGAUUCUUCCGACUGUUACGCCGUAACGCUAAAAGAUAGAAACAUCUUGCGAGAGCAUAGCAGCAAGGUAAUGGUACCUUAUAUAAUAUCUCGUGAUUUAGUUAGUUUUUGCCAUGAUCAGAAUCUCCGGAGGGCAAAAUGCGAAAUAAAAAUAGCAUCAUUAAUUAAUCACGCUUAUACUAAGUGUAUAUGUAUAAUACGUAAAAAUAUGGCCUACAUUAAAAAAGCUACAAAGCUACAAAUUUACAUUAAAAAAAUCUUCCAAACAGAAAAUAUACAUUCUGUUCCAUUUAUAUAAAAAAUAAUGGAAAAUAAAGCGAAAGAUUACCAAAUAGAAUGAAAAUUACAAAAGAU